Molecule: messenger RNA, 870 nt
Organism: Westerdykella ornata
Lineage: Eukaryota; Fungi; Ascomycota; Dothideomycetes; Pleosporales; Sporormiaceae
Exons: 4
Coding region: 1-870 (289 amino acids)
Cellular component (GO): mediator complex
Source: RefSeq, a predicted model, not a curated record
AUGUCCGCAGGCGGACAGUCAGCAAAUCCAGAGGGGACUUGGGACGAAGAGCGAUGCGAAGCGGCAAUUGCGCGGCUUGAGCAGCUCCAGGAGCAGAUGGACGCCAUGCGGCUUGCCAUUCAUCGAAUAGUCAAACCUUUGACUGCCCCACGCAACAACCCCGACCAGCUAUAUGCCGCCUACAAGAACGCGGUACUCGGAUCACAGAACGAAAUCAAAGCGCUUCGAGGGAACUGGCAGAGCCAAGAAACCCAGUCGAUUUUCGAGCACACCAAGGAGAGCCUCAGGGCUAACUCGGACCUGAGCGCAGCUGCAAAUGUGCCGCAAUGGGGCUGGCGGGAAGCGCAGGAAAGACGGCGGAAGGCAGGUAGUCGGAAGCGAAAGGCGGCCGAGAUGGAGGACGCGCCCACUAGACUCGACGCAGCGGAGGUCAAACGCAUUGUUGAGGAAGCGCAGAGGGAGCAUCCUCAGAUUCAUGUUGAGAUGAGGAAUGAAGACAAUCGCGAGUUGACGAUACGCUUCGCGGACGGUGCGAAACCUAAGCUUCUCACAUCGAAUCUGGUCUUUUCUGUGGCUGUCCAGCACCAAGCAAACGGCCAGCACAAAUUGGAUGCAGAGUGUUUGGGCAUGGCACCCGACGCAUUUGUGAUAUCGAGGUGUAUUGCGUCACGUCCAAGGGCAAACGACCUUAAGUAUCUUUUGGAUAUGAUUGCUGCAUAUUAUACUGUACGCGGAAGCAGUUGCGCAAAAUGCAAGGAGCGAUUUGAUCGCUCCAUGCAAUCCCCAAUGGCUAGACGGAGCUUGCAGACCACCACUGACAGUGGUACUACGGAAACGACCUGGCAAGCUUUCCAUGAAAGCUGUCUUUAA